UAAUUAGAGUUUUUGAAUCAAACCCUUUUAUUUAAGUUUUAAUGAACUCUGCGAAUUAAAAAAAUUGAGCCACUUAAACACAGCUCAUUCAAACGUCAAAGUAAUCACAUGUUAACAAAAACAAAAAGAAAACAUAAAAACAAAAAACUGCCACUGUGUUUUGUUCAUAAAAUACAUAGCCAAAAAAGGUGAACGGAGCAGGUUUCCAUCUUUUCUAGGCAAUGUUUAUAACAAAAAGGGCCUGCAAACGGUACAUAUACAUAAAACUACCAAUAAAUUUCUGAAUGCUGAAACUGGAAUUGAAGGCCAACAAAAAACAAAGCACUAUUUUUGUCAAUCAGCAGACGACGUUAAGAUAGCAUUAGUAACACAUUUGCUAUUUGCUAAUUCGCAGAUUAACACUCGUCAUACAACCUGUCUCUGCUGAACAAACAAAAAAAAAAGAGUGCAUCAGCAUAGUAAGCAUUAACAGGGCUUAACUAUGAGCGCAUCGAUCAUUGCCAAUUUGUGCGUAUACAUUCUUACUUGGAAUGUGGGAACACAUCAUCCGGAUGAUAUUUCCAUGACCAGUGCGUUAUCCUUAAAUGGAACUACUGCAUGCCCGGAACAGCGAUUGCCGGAUAUCUAUGUUGUGGCAUUGCAGGAGGUUAGCACUCAUGCCAAAAAUCAAUUCCUCAACAUAUUCCAUGAUGAUCCGUGGACAUUUAAAAUAAGUGAGCACCUCAGUCCCCACGAUUACAUCAAAGUGGGGACGGAGCAGCUGCAGGGAAUACUUAUUAUGUUGUUUUCGCAGCCCAAACAUGAGCCCCACAUGAAGGAUGUGGAAGUGCAAAAUACGCGCACAGGUUUGGGCGGCUUAUGGGGCAAUAAAGGUGCUGUAAGUAUUCGGAUGAGUCUUUAUGGUACCGGUGUGACAUUCGUUGGCACACAUUUAGCUGCACAUGACAACAAGUUGAGUGAACGCAUUGAAGACUACAAUCAAAUUGUGAAUAAUCAUCACUAUAAAACACCGAAAUAUCGGAGCAUCUUCGAUCACGAUUAUGUUUUUUGGUUUGGUGAUCUUAAUUUCCGUUUAACCGGCACUGACUCUGCAUGGGAUGUGCGCUCAUUAGUAGAACAUGGGAAGUUGGAUGAGUUGUUGGAACGCGAUCAACUAUCAUUAGUGCGAUCAACAGGCAAUGCAUUUGCACUACUCACCGAAGAAUUGCCUACUUUCCCACCCACUUUCAAAUUCAUCGAAGGCACAUCCGAAUAUGAUUUAAAACGGCGCCCAGCAUGGUGUGAUCGCAUCUUACAUCGUGUGCAAGAGAAUCGAUAUCCAGAUAUUAUAUUGAAUAUUACACAGCUAUCUUACAAAUCACAUCCGGAUUACACGCUUUCCGAUCACAAACCCGUCUCAGCCGAAUUUCUCUACAAAAUAGAGGCACAAACGCAAACAGAUGAAGAGUUGUAUGAGCUAACGCAUGGUGGUGGCAGUACCGAAACACCUUUAGCUAGUGUAACUAUCUUACUUGUUACAGCUUUAUUUAUAUUGUACUAAGCAAACGGAACGAUACUUGUUUGUCAUAAUUUUUUCUUGUUUACAGCCCGAUAGCGAAAAUGCUCGUCUUGCGCCAAUAUAUUAAAACACAAGAAAAGCGUUUACAAAACAAGAAUCUUAGGCAACAAGUUUGAUAAGCAGAAAACAUGAGCUUGGUAGCGUGAUAAGUGUCAAAGUGCCCUGCAAAUUAAACGUAUUUAAGCAAAUUCUGUAUUUUAUCUCAAAUUUGGUUGUAUUAAAUUUAAAACGUCCAAUUAAUGUUUUUGUAGAAUAUUUUUGCAUAUUAACAUUACCUGAAUCUCACUUUGAACAGAGAUGUCUUAUUUGAUAUUUCGUUCUUAACACGUCUUUCAAUUUUAUAUUUAAUUAUGGCAUAUAAAUUGUUAUCAAAUUAUGUUAAUUGCUUAUUACUUUCAAAGUUACCAAUUUUGCACUUUUCAAUGAUAGCAAUACUAACCGUACCUCCAAAGUGAUACAUAUUACAAUGUAGCAUAAUAUAUUCAAAAAAAUUUACAUUACUCGAAUAAAACUAAAAAAAGAUAAUUCUUUAUAAAUAAGACGACUAUAUACUCUUGAAACUGUACAUCCUAUGUGCAUACAUAUAUGUAUAAUAUACAUAUAUAAAUUUCCUUGCAUAUGCUGUUAAUUUUUAGAAACUAAUGCCGCAAAACUAAUGGAAAAAUGCUAUUAAACGGAAAAUUAUAUGAAAGUGUCACUUUAUAAAGCUUUUUCUCAUGUAUGUACAUACAUAGGUUUUAAAAUUUAUUUGCCCUUUAAGCACAAACUUCGUUUUGAAAACAUGUGUUUUAAGGGCAGCUAAAUUUUGAAAACUACAUGAGAAAACGGCACUAAAUCUAUUAAAUUUGUAUAAAAUCUUAUUGUGCUCCUGAAAUGCUCAGAUUUCGAAAAGGUUGGAAUUAAAGUAGUAUUUUCUUUUUGUAAUAUACAAACAUAAAUCUGUAAAAAUUGCCUUUAGAAAAAAAAUGUUCACAUAUCAAAAAUCGGCCAAAUGCGAAUUCUCGUAAUGAUCAUAGUUGUAGUAUACAUACAUAUAUAACGGCGACUUAGCGCAUUUUUUGUACACAUUCAUACAUACCAUGUACACUCAGUUAUAUUGCGAAUGUUAUGUGCAAUUAAGUAUGUACAUAUAUUUGUAAUAAAAAUAAUAAAAAAGACAUAA
This is a messenger RNA of Rhagoletis zephyria (snowberry fruit fly), 2720 nucleotides long. RefSeq names its product phosphatidylinositol 4,5-bisphosphate 5-phosphatase A. Gene Ontology annotation, biological process: phosphatidylinositol dephosphorylation. Gene Ontology annotation, cellular component: ruffle; plasma membrane; cytoplasm. The record is from RefSeq and is a predicted model, not a curated record. NCBI's taxonomy places the organism in Eukaryota, Metazoa, Arthropoda, Insecta, Diptera, Tephritidae. Gene Ontology annotation, molecular function: phosphatidylinositol-4,5-bisphosphate 5-phosphatase activity.